Molecule: messenger RNA, 1752 nt
Organism: Strongylocentrotus purpuratus (purple sea urchin)
Lineage: Eukaryota; Metazoa; Echinodermata; Echinoidea; Camarodonta; Strongylocentrotidae
Product: probable maltase-glucoamylase 2
Exons: 3
Coding region: 1-1752 (583 amino acids)
Source: RefSeq, a predicted model, not a curated record
AUGACUGUGAUCACAGUGUGGGAGACCGCAACUAAAGCAGACACAAUCAAAGAUGCUACAACCUCCGCAGAUACCGUCACCCCGGAUACAACGGACAAGACCACAGUCAGCCCAGAUAACGCAGACAUGACUACAAACACCCCGGAUACAAUGCACAAGACAACACUCAUCCCAGAUACAACACACAAGGCUACAGUCAUCCCAGAUACAACAGACAAGACUACAGUCAUCCCAGAUACAACACACAAGGCUACAGUCAUUCCAUGUACAACAGACAAGACUACAGUCAUCCCAGAUACACCAGACAAGACUACAGUCAUCCCAGAUACAACAGACAAGGCUACAGUCAUCCCAGAUACGACAGACAAGACUACAGUCAUCCCAGAUACAACAGACACGACUACAGUCAUCCCAGAUACAACAGACAAGACUACAGUCAUCCCAGAUACAACACACAAGGCUACAGUCAUCCCAGAUACAACAGACAAGACUACAGUCAUCCCAGAUACAACACACAAGGCUACAGUCAUUCCACGUACAACAGACAAGACUACAGUCAUCCCAGAUACACCAGACAAGACUACAGUCAUCCCAGAUACAACAGACAAGGCUACAGUCAUCCCAGAUACGACAGACAAGACUACAGUCAUCCCAGAUACACCAGACAAGACUACAGUCAUCCCAGAUACAACAGACAAGGCUACAGUCAUCCCAGAUACAACAGACAAGGCUACAGUCAUCCCAGAUACAACAGACAAGACUACAGUCAUCCCAGAUACAACACACAAGACUACAGUCAUCCCAGAUACAACAGACAAGGCUACAGUCAUCCCAGAUACAACAGACAAGACUACAGUCAUCCCAGAUACAACACACAAGGCUACAGUCAUUCCACGUACAACAGACAAGACUACAGUCAUCCCAGAUACAACAGACAAGACUACAGUCAUCCCAGAUACAACAGACAAGGCUACAGUCAUCCCAGAUACGACAGACAAGACUACAGUCAUCCCAGAUACAACAGACACGACUACAAACAUCCCGGAUACAACACACAAGACUACAGUCAUCCCACAUACAACAGACAAGACUACAGUCAUCCCAGAUACAACAGACAAGACUACAGUCAUCCAAGAUACAACAGAUAAUACAACACUCACCCAGGUAACAACAGACAAGGCUACAGUCAUCCCAGAUACAACAGACACGACUAAAGUCAGCCCAGAUACAACAGACAUGACUACAAACACCCCGGAUACAAUACACAAGACAACACUCAUCCAAGAUAUAACAGACAAGGCUACAGUCAUCCCAGAUACAACAGACAAGACAACACUCACCCCAGAUACAACACACAAGACUACAGUCACCCCAGAUACAACAGACAAGAUUACAGUCCCCUCAGAUACAACAGCUGAAAAAGAUACCACAGGAAGUACGAUGUCUACGAUGUCUACUAAAGUAGAUGACACAUCUUCUACAGUAACCAAGAAACCAGUCACAACCAUUGCAACAGAUGUGGGAACCAGAAGGCCUACGACUACUUUGACAGAUGUUACAACCACUGACAUGUCACCCAAUGGGAUGAUCCACUUUUCGACCUACUAUCCACACCGCUAUUCACUUUUCAAAUACAUCAACCCAUCUACGUUUAGCUUCUUCGAUCAGCUCUAUGGAGACCCAGCCAUUGCGGUAUUUGGUGCCCCGGUUGACCUCUACAGGGGUAACCCUAAGAUCUACUACCAGGACUAA